GGACAGUUUGUACUGGCUCAAGGAAACGUGUGAUGUGGAGGGAAAGAGUUUAUUUUUGUCCUACAUAAAUGAGUAGAAGCACUUGGAUGAGCAGAGGACAAGAGAGGUGGUUGAUACCCCUUAUCCCAAGUACUUGAUACUGCAAGUUCCCUGCCUUGACAGCAAUCAUCAUGGAUAGUGUGUUCUUAACAGAGGACAAAGCCAACUCUGUGUUAAAAAGAUACCCAAGAGCCAACACGUUUCUGGAAGAAUUAAAGCAAGGUGACAUAGAACAUGAAUGCAGAGAAGAAAUCUGUAGCUAUGAAGAAGCAAGAGAAGCAUUUGAAAAUGAGGAAAAAACGAAGGAGUUCUGGAAAGUCUACAAAAACGGACUUCAGGGAGAAAGUAACACAGGACAUACCUGGUAUUCAUUUUACCUUGCGUUUCCAUUAAUCAUUGGCCUUUUCGUUAUCCUCAUUGUCAUUUUUGUCAUAUGGAGAUGCCUGUUCAAAAAGAAAAUGCGUAGACAGUCGGUGUACGUGCACAGGGGAGCCCCCGGAGCGCUGGGGGACGGUGCUGUGGCUGAUGGCAGAGGCCCUGUCCCGCCGCCCCUCAGCAUUGUUCAUUCCCCACAGGAGGAAAUGUAUGAAGUCAGUGGGCUCUCCCCGGGAGGUCUGAGCUAUAUGGAUGCACGGUCGGACUCGAUAUCCACCAGGCUCUCAAACUGUGAUCCUCCUCCUUCCUAUGAGGAAGCCACUGGUGAGAUCAGUGUGAGAAGAAGUGACACUGAGCAACAUUUAGAUCCCCCCCCGCAGUAUGAAGACAUUGUGAAUUCCAGCUCAGCCAGUGCGAUUGCACUAACUCCCAUUGUCACCAGUGCUAAGUGAAGCAAGAAGAAUGCCACGGACCUUUUAAAAAUCAGUAAUCAUUUUGUAGCACUUUAUCUUGGCAUAUUAUGCAUUUCUGUAAUUUAAUGGACUUGUACAAUAGAUUUCACUUUUUUUAGGUUCACUCGUUCUUUGGGUUUGGGAUUUUUUUUCCCCUACAGAAGGUCUUAAAAGAUAAGGAAUCUGUAUUGAGAGUGUAGUGCAGAUACAAGUGUGGUGCUCUGUCAUACUUCUCAAAAGUACCUCUGUUUUGAGGGAUGUCACUUGUUUCAUUCUGAACAUGUCCACAUUCCCCACAAGAUUUGCGGGAUCCCCCUCCCCUCUCUUACUGCAGACUGUCAUAAUUCCCUGCAAUAGGGAAUCCUUAAAUAACAUUUUAAUAGUUAGUUACACUAAAGGGGCCUGAUUUUACAGUAUUACCUUGUCUGGUAGGUUCUUUUUUCUCACUUGGAUUUUUGUUACAUGAUGAACCCUAUCCUGGACCCUUAGGAGGCUGAGAGUAGGAUGCCUUUGUGUUCAAACCAGGAUCUCAUUUAGAGAAUGCUGGUGUAAUAGCAAUAAUUUCAGAGUCCUAGCAGAAGAGAUGUGUUCUAAAGCUUUUGCUAUUACAGCUCAAAAUUCUGUAAAUGUUUAGAAGCUAAAAAUUCAAAACACUGAUUAGUGAAUUUAAUGGUGUUUGGUUUUGUCUGUGUUCUGCCUUUCCUGUUUUCUCUUGUGUAUUCCAGAGAUGAGAAGUAUGCAUAUGUUAACUUUAGAACUGGAAAGUUCAUGCAACAGUAAAUAAUGAAAUACUGAAAUACUCAAGAGUGGAUAAAAUCCUGGUCAUAAACUUUCUCCCAUGGUUUUCACUGGGACCAGGAUGUUAUCUAUAAGCACAUAAACCCAAAAGGUAUUACUUUUCUUUAUAAGAG
Molecule: messenger RNA, 1777 nt
Organism: Manacus vitellinus (golden-collared manakin)
Lineage: Eukaryota; Metazoa; Chordata; Aves; Passeriformes; Pipridae
Gene: PRRG1
Product: proline rich and Gla domain 1
Exons: 5
Coding region: 171-866 (231 amino acids)
Cellular component (GO): extracellular region
Molecular function (GO): calcium ion binding
Source: RefSeq, a predicted model, not a curated record